CGCUGUGGCUUUAAGUGCGCUCGAGCGCGCCCGCUAAGUGUGGCCGCGCUGGGAAAUGAGCUGCUUGAACGCAUGUCGGAGCGGAGCGGAGCGCAGCGCAGCGGAUCAGUGACAGCAGAGAGGCGGCCGGGAGAGGCACAGAGGAGGGAGACCUACAGAUCUUUGGCACGCGUCUUUUAUACCUGGGCACUUCAAUGGAAGCUAGGAAGGACUUUUUCGCCGGAAUUCACGGAUAUUCUUGUGGUGAAUAAUGGGGAAUACAACACACAAAGCGAUCAUAGUAAACCGCAGACUCCCAGAUCAUGGAUGAAGUUCAAUCCACAAGCACAGAGAGACGUCAGUCCACAGCGCCGCACGAUCCCAACCAGACAGUACUACACGCUGCCGGGCAACAGCACCGAGCGGAGAUCACUGGUACCCAGCGCCAACCUCAGUAACGAGCAACCCCGCUUUCACCCCCAGGCGAAGGGCAAGAAUAUCCGCCUCGAUUCGCAACUAAGGAGGGCCGUCCGGAAAAACAGCUUCUGCAACGGAGUUACCUUCACCCAGCGGCCCAUACGGGUUUAUGAAAAAGUCAGUCUGCGUCUCUCAUCGGUGCACACGGGAUGGAGUGGGGCUUUGCGGUUUGGAUUCACCAGCAUGGACCCCGGCAAGCUGAACCCUGCUGACAUCCCCAAAUACGCCUGUCCCGAUCUGGUGACCCGUCCCGGCUACUGGGCAAAGGCUCUGCCGGAGAGACUGGCUCUGAAGGACAAUGUAUUGGCCUUCUGGAUGGACAGGCACGGAAGAGUUUUCUACAGUGUCAACGACGGGGAUCCUGUUCUCUUUCACUGUGGGGUUAACGUCGGGGGUCCCCUGUGGGCACUCAUUGACAUCUAUGGAAUCACGCAAGAGGUCACGCUGUUAGAAAGCACCUUUGCGGAGAGCAUGGGCUCAAGUCGCCUGAGUGCUGCCAGGCUAAGUGCCUACCUCCCUCAGAGCAAUCACGACUCUGCCAACUACAGCAAUAACCAGCUGGAGACGAGCCAAGCAGCACAAGCAAAGUUUGCCACCCUGCAACUCGGCAACUGCCACCCGCUCAUCCCUUGCUGUACGGGUUCAUCGAGCAGAGGGCAGCGAGGCCUUCCUUCUCUUCUUGACACCGAUGUGCACUUCCACCUGAGGCACGGCUCAGAUGUCACUCUCUCUGCCGACCGGAUGACCGCUUGUAUCCACUGGUCGGACAGCAGCCGGACUUUAGUGUUCACCGACAGACCCGUGCGUAUCGGAGAGACGUUGUUUGUGGAAGUGGGCCAUCAAGGCCUUCCCUAUUUUGGGGCACUGCUGUUUGGCAUGACCUCCUGUGACCCCGGAACCCUGCGGACAAGUGAACUGCCAGCAGAUCCCGAGCUCCUACUGGACCGAAAGGAGUACUGGGUGGUAUACAGGGGCUUUCCUGUGCCAACCCCCGGGGACGUACUCAGCUUGACUGUGCUGCCCAGUGGAGAGGUGCACCACAGUGUGAAUGGGGUGGCCCGUGGAAGACUUCUGUGUGUGGACACCUCUCAGGUCCUGUGGGUCUUCUUCAGUCUUCACGGAGCCGUCAAUCGUCUCAGGAUCCUCGGAACGGCACCUUGCAGUCCACCCAAUGGGUCCCCCACUGCCUCGCCAGGAGGGCUUCUGGAUGACAGCGAUUCUGAUUUGGCAUUUAGCGUCAACCGCUCGUCUUCAGCCUCUGAGUCGUCUCUUGUGACGGCGCCAAGUUCGCCCCUCAGCCCUCCCCUCACCCCAGUGUUCUCCCCUCCAGAGGUGCCCCCUAGCAGCAAGAAUGGAGAAUGCACCAUCUGCUUCGACAAAGAGGUGGACACGGUCAUCUACACGUGCGGACACAUGUGCCUUUGCAAUGACUGCGGUCUGAAGCUGAAAAAGCAGAGCAACGCGUGCUGCCCGAUCUGUCGGAGAGCAAUGAAAGACGUUAUCAAAAUUUACAGACCCUGAUGGAUGACGACUCGUGAGACUGUUGUUGAGUCACAAGUAACCGCCGUCCUUUCACAUUUCAUCUCUUCGAAUCUCUCGUCAUUGUUUGCUUGCUUUUUUUUCUGUUUGCUGGUGACGCGGGUGAAGUCACAGGACUGCCGUGAUCAAGUUGCAGUGCGGCCGUUGGACAGAUGCGGUGCCACGCGUUCUUCGUUAGCCUCUCCUGCUGUCAGGUGAGGAUCCCAGUGCCUUCAAACAAGGAGAGCCACUUUCACUCAAGUUCAGCAUGUGCAGUUUGUGUGUCCAUCACCAGCUCAAACGUUUAGCGCUGACCCUACAAAGUGCUGGAGCGCACACACACGUAUUCUCAUUCUCUGUUGUUGUUGCUUCAGUCCUUUCACGUUCCAGUUUCUUUGAAGGCUUUGAACAUAAUGCCCUAACCCCAUUGUAUCCACUUUGGUCGGGUCCGGAUCUGCCUGUACAACAGAAAUGGCCAGACAGGACUGUUCAGGACCACCUGCUUAAUUCCUGAAGUUGGGGAAAUCAGGAACUUCUCAAACGUCUGGGGUACAGACUCAUUCAUUUUUGAGAUCAAAAAACGGCAAGCUCAAAAUUCACCUUGUAAUGUCAUGGCUACCCAUGGGAUGUCACACCUGAUGCUCAGGUUUAUAAAACUAAUAAUCUGUGAGAACCUGAAACUAUAAAUCUAUGAAUAACACCUGCCACCUUUUACCCAUAAGUAGUGACGAGCGAACAGCCAUAUUUAUUUCCCGUACAGUUUCAUGAAAUGUGCGCUAAAAUUUGUUUUCCCCAAACCUUUGUAAUAUGACUGAUAAAACAGUUUUUUUGGGGUGGAAGGCAUGGAAUUUUACUCAGUAGGGCCGUGUUAGCGUAGCACACCGGUCAAACCAAUCAUGUUUGAUGGUUCUCAUUCACAUCACAAAGGCAAAGUGCAGUGCGUUUGUUAACAAGUUGCAUGUUUUCCACUGAAAGACGCAAAUCACUUCACAAAAUCGACUACACGGGAAACCCGGCCCUUGCCAUUGCCUAUCAACUGCCCUUUCCUGUUUUUUGAUUCCUGCAGAUGAGGAUGAGGAUGAGGAUGUGCACUCUCCAAGUGCUGAGGAGGAAUUCGCAGAGAAUCUCUUCGGUCUUUGAGGCAUCUUUAGGAUUCUGAUCACCAAGGCUGUUAUCAUUAUUGGCAAAGCGGGCAUCGUACUACCAGGAUAAGCACAACACUCAGCUCACUGCUCAACAAAAUGGCUACACGUGAAAGGGAAUUACUCAGGUGUUUUUUUUUUUGGUCUCUCCAGGACUUUAUUUCACCACAAAAUGACAGGCAAACAAAUGCGGAAUUAGUGCGUGAAAAUUCUCUCUGAGAAGAACUGAAAAAAUGAAUUGCAUUCAUUUUUCUGGUUGCCAAACAACAUAUGCUAACCAAAGUUAUUUGUGAAAUGAAACUCUUAUGUUUCGCUGCAAAUUCAAUUUUGCACAAAAAUGCCAGCUCAUCACUACCCAUGAGCUUACCACACACAAGCAGGAGGACGUACAAUGGAACAAAUAUCCAUCCAUCCAUCCAUUAUCCAACCUGCAAUAUCCUAACUACAGGGUCAUGGGGGUCUGCCAACACA
Molecule: messenger RNA, 3587 nt
Organism: Polypterus senegalus (gray bichir)
Lineage: Eukaryota; Metazoa; Chordata; Cladistia; Polypteriformes; Polypteridae
Gene: neurl1b
Product: neuralized E3 ubiquitin protein ligase 1B
Exons: 6
Coding region: 73-1977 (634 amino acids)
Biological process (GO): ubiquitin-dependent endocytosis
Cellular component (GO): early endosome
Molecular function (GO): ubiquitin protein ligase activity
Source: RefSeq, a predicted model, not a curated record